AUUGAACAUCGACGAAGAAAUCGUUCAUUCCAUACAUGCAACCCCACCUCCCUCCCGUGUUCCGAACGAACUUUCCAUUAAGAAUAAGCUAUCACACACAGCACGAUUUUGACAUAACAAGAAUCCAGAAUAGAAAAGGCAAGAAGCCUUCCAUCAGAUCGUACUGCUCGCAUGAGGCUCAAACACCUCGAGGCAUCGCUUUCGUGUCUGCAGCGGGAAUUCCCGGAUCCAAAAGUCGAACUCGAACAGUAUCCGACGUGAGUCUGUCUCGAUCGAUCCUGCAUUUUUGCGCAUAGAAUCACUCAAUAGAGUAGUGUGCAAUUGAGAGGGCUUUUUGGCGGUUCGCUUGUUGCUGGCAUCUUUGACGCUCGGUGUGAACACUCGGUACUUGAAUUCGCUUUUGACUCGCUUGUUCUCUCGUCUGUUCGCUCAUUCCAUUGCGAAUCAUUUUCUAUUUCUCGCUAUGCCGUGCCGUACGCUCCAGGUCCCCGGAAUUGGCUGCACAUGUGUUGGAUUAUGCCGUGAAUCGUGGUGACCUUGGAAGCGAAGGCCAAUCGUGUCUCGAUUUGGGCUGUGGUACGGGAAUGCUGCUUGUAGCAGCUGCGUUCGUGGUGGAAGAAGGCGAAUUUGUGUUUGGUGUCGAUUGCGACGACGAUGCGCUGGCAAUCGCCAAGGAGAACGUCGAACACGUAGACCUAGAGGAUUGCGUCCGGUUCGUGAAGGCUCGCGUUCGGAUGAAACCAAACUCGGUCGGCAGCGAGGACAAGAGGGGACACCCUUCCCGAACCAACAAACGCGGCGGACGAGGUCGAGGUCGUGGUGGGAGAUUUGGCGGUCGUGGGGGUGGCAGAGUCGGAUCGCAGCCGGCAUCUCUGACCAAAGCUCGGCUGAUACACGAUGGAGAAGACGGGAUACCGUUAGAAGACAACUGUGUCGAGUAAGUAGAACAACAGUAACCCACUCAUCGAUCAAGUCGUCUCAAAUGUUCGAGAGACGUCCUUUGCUUGAGAGUAUCUUUUUCAUUAGCACGAGCAAGCUAUUGUAUAUCAUAUUUGCACCAUUCCAUGCAAAAUGGAUGUGAGCUUGUGUCACGCAUCAAACUAUUUUGAUAGGGCUGACUCACUUGCACCAUUUGCUUCCUUUCUUUUCAACAUAUUCGGCUCGUUUGUACGCUUGGACAGGACCGUCGUGACCAAUCCACCAUUCGGGACGAAAAGUGAUAAUGCCGGGAUCGAUGUACAAUUCCUUAGGACGGCCACUCGGUUGGCAAGGCGGGCUGUUUAGUACGUUCCCUUUGUUUCUGUGUCGAUUUCGUGGAGCGUCACACUUUUCCUAUGCAAAAAAGUAUUAACUAGGUGUUGCUUCUUUCUGGCUGGACUUUUUUCUUCAUACUUCUUGCAAUUAGCUCUUUUCACAAGAAGAGUACCAGAGACUUUUUGUUGAAAAUGAUACGAGAAGACUGGGGCUUUCCCGAGAGUGAUGUAGUAGCAGAAAUGAGAUUCGAUAUUCCGAAGUCUUACAAGUUCCAUAAAUCGAAGUCGAAGGACGUCGAAGUUGAUCUGAUAAGGAUAUUCGUAGGAGACAAAACCAGUCAUGAUGGUAAUGCUGAUGAGCAUAAAAACGACCCUAAUGAUGAGAAUGAAGAUAGUGUUCAAAAAAAGAUAGAUGAUACUGGAGAAAAGGAUGACACGACAACUGCCAAAAGCACUCAAGACGAAAGCAUAGCGUAACAUUUUCAUUGUUGCUAUGGGGAUGAAGAGAGCGUUAUUGAAUCUUCGAAAGAGGUUCAACUUGCUAGAAAAUUGCUCUGAAAGUUUUCUGUUGUUGCGUAUUUGCAUGAGAAAAAAUGCCUCGUUAUGAUGAUGAAUUAGUGUUCUUAAUUGAAAUUGUCUCGCUAGCUAUGAUCAAAUUCCCGACUGGAUCUAUUCAGAGCCAUAAAGCUGUCGAACCUCGUUGUGUUGGAAGGAUCAAUUGCAUCAUCUACAACAUGAAAAUCAUCUUUCUCGUUCGUUAGCUAUUCGUGUCUUGUUCCAAACUGGAGGCUAGAAAUUUACCGCAAGCCGCGGUCUAAGUUACGUUGGAUAAUAUCUCACACUUGUUUCUCUCACAAAAAAGACAGAAAGAUGCCAUCUAGAACCGUCACCUUUAUCUGCGCAAGAAAUACUUUAGAGAAAUGAUUUGUCAUCGUUGGUGUUCCUGUUCGUAUCCGUGUUGGCAUCUUGGUAAGUUUUGCUUGAAGGAACACCUGCAAAAGUACCCUGUUGUAUAGUCGAGGAUGUGAAGGAAUUGCUGUUAGCACAUGUUUUCCCGACUUUGUUUGUAAAAUCGCUUUCAUUGUAUGGAAAAUGUCUAUAAAUUGUGGCCAAUGUUGUAGGUUUCUCUCGUGAGCGUUCUCGGUUAGCACUGGGCUGGGAUGCUGGUUCAUUUCUGUCGGAAACAGUUGGAUCAUAGUCGAACCAGGUGUUCGAAAACAAUCCACUUGUAGGUGAAAGCGAUGUUGGCCCUCCCGGUAACUGCCGUGGUACAUACUGCUCACUUGCAGAUACAUUUAUCUUUCGUUGCUGACUCUCCGUGUGCAUUUGCAUCUGGGUAUGUAAAUUGCCGAGCAGAGUAUUCUGGCUCUCUGUCACGUUCAUUUGAGCGAUUUGCUCGUUAGGAUGAUGAUGCAGUUUCUGUUGCUGCGAAUGAUGAUGAUGUUGCCCCUGAUAAUGACGACUGUUGUUGUUUUUAUUCUGGUGUUUAUCCUGGAGAGGCUUCUGGUGUUGAUGAUCAUGAUGGUGCUGAUGAUUCUGUUCUGGUAGUGACAAUGGAAACGGUUCGAGGUCUACCAUCGGAGAUAGUGCGUUCUCCGCAGUUAAUAAGCGACUAUCGGUCCUCCUGAACAUCGUCUCUCCAUCAUAUCUGUCAUCAGUGGUACUCCCGAAGGGAAGUAAUGAUUGUCUUUGGUUCUGAAAGGAUUGAUUUGUUUGCAUUCUGUCUGUGCACACUAAAGGAGUAUUGAAAGAAGAAGAAGCACCUUGGAUGUGUGGCUGUUCUCGGAACACAGAAUUCAUGGAUUCUGAAAAUUGAUUUCGAGCUAUAUCGGAUAAAGUUGCAAUGGAGUUUUUGCCAAUAUCCUGGAGUUGCUGCCGUAUCGAUAAACUCGGGAUCUGGUGAGACGACAUAUCCACUGAAUCAGGACUGUUGCAAGAUGUAGUGUGGAUCGAAGAACAGAACAGAUCUUUCACUACAUGAUCUGGCAUCAAUUGCAUCGAGUCAAUAUCGCUUCUUCCGCCUUUCAUUUCGGUGAAGCCAGAAGGGAAAUUACUAAAAUUUUGAGGAAACGAAACAUGGUCACUUUUGCUUGGUUGUUGUUUUGUUCCUAAAUAUUUGGUGCUUUCAGCAACUCGCUCCCUCCCCGAAUUUGUAGAAUUGGGAGCAGCUUUUCUAGUGACUCCUUCUUUUUCUUUUUUCCGCCAAACUACCAUUUCUCUAUCAUAGCGCUCUUUAUCAAUGACAGCUCGAGCAACGUAGGGAUUCUUACUUUCUUUGUUCAAAGCCUUCCAUUCUUCUCCAACAACGGUCAAAUGCAUACAAAGUAAUAGAAAAUCAACAAUACG
Molecule: messenger RNA, 3599 nt
Organism: Pseudo-nitzschia multistriata
Lineage: Eukaryota; Bacillariophyta; Bacillariophyceae; Bacillariales; Bacillariaceae
Source: the annotation of a GenBank genome assembly